Messenger RNA from Podospora pseudopauciseta, 2219 nucleotides. RefSeq lists its product as uncharacterized. The record is from RefSeq and is a predicted model, not a curated record. Lineage: Eukaryota; Fungi; Ascomycota; Sordariomycetes; Sordariales; Podosporaceae. Bases 1 to 2121 code for a protein of 706 amino acids. The transcript is spliced from 3 exons.
AUGUCACAACCAUUGCAAAAUAUCACACUUUCCUCAAUAUCACCACAGCCGCUCCCGGCAGGACUUCCACUACAUGUCGCCGUUUUCGACACUGUCUGGUUCUUGGCCAGCGUGACCUUCACGUGGUUGCUCUAUCGUUUGCUUCCCACAUUUCAACUGCCUCAUCUCGGGAAAAGAGAAUGGAAACCUGCCUGGCCCGAGUUCAAGCCUGUUGCGCUUGGGGCAAUGCUAUUAACACUGUGGUAUUUCUUGACCAUGAUCGAUCGCUGGAUGCGCCAGAGCGGGAACAGCCAAGUCAAGUAUGAGUAUGUCACUGCUCGCCCCAUCUAUGACGUGUUGCAUGUUAUGUCGACUUUGCUGCUCGUGUGGGGUACGUACAAUGUGUUGUGGAAGCGUUUUGGGGACAGGAAGCCUGACUCGUCAAGGCAAAGAGUCUGGUGGUUUGUUUCAAAGAGUGUUUUCUUUGUAAUCAGCCUGGUGUCCGUCUUGUAUCUUGUGUUUUAUUUCGCAUUUUCUUUGGUCUGGCUGAAGUAUGAAAGCUUGGUACCGGUGGUGCAUUUUGCGGCAAGAGGGUCUUCAUUUGAGGUUGCAACCGUUGUGCUUGUAUGGGUUGCGAGCAUGGCCAUGUUGGGGGUUUAUCGGUUCUUUGGUUCGUGGGGGCAUGAGAAACACUCUGCUGAAAGGUGGUAUUUGUGGGGGGCACUCGCCAUGUUCUUUGCCCGGUCCCUGGCUGAGGUGGCAGUGGUGCUGAAAGCACAGACCGAGAAACCACCCCAGCUGUGUCUCGAGAAUGACAUUGGCUCAGGGGACACUGUCUGCGUUCCUUCUUUUGGUACUCCGCAAUACAUCCCACCCUCGACUGCAGAGAGCAACAUGGCCGCCAUUGACAUUCCAUACGGCCUGUUCAGCAUUUUGUUUCUCGUCGCGAUGUGGCUCACUGCGCGGGAGACAACUGGUGGCUAUGACCAAGAGGGGAAUCAGCAGCAAUUGGUAAUGUCAGACAUUAGAUCUGCCGUCUUGCAAAAGCUUCAAGAGCGGACAAACCAGAGAAGAAAGAAAUCCCCACCAUUUCGGGAGAUCAUGGAUGAGAUCGAAGAAGACCUCGACAAGUCUCUGGAGUCCGGCCCGCUGGCAAGGUCUUUGGCCACGGUUAGCCCACAGUACAAACGACAAGCGGCCCUUGCUUGCAUACAAGAGCUACGAGACAAGUAUGAGGGUGCCAAGCCCCGUUACGGAACCGAAGACCCUCCCGGUCACCGUCUCGCGUACAACCCACAGCUACCGAGUCUUGGUCCGAGCUCCGCCACCUUGACUCCCGGCACUGGCGGACUCGGAUCCGUUCGUGGACAUGACGACGAGGUGUCUGUUCAUGGCUCCUCUCUCUGGGCAGAGGCAUCAAUCAGGACACCCCCGGAAACACAACGACCCCGCUACCAUCCUGCUCCCUCGUCAUAUUCGGUCCAAGAGCUAGAGGUACCCAACCAGCCUCUCUCCCACCAAUCCUCCCAAAUCGAUAUGGUUCCCGCCGAGACAGCACCGUAUUACCCCUCCCCGCCUAUGCCGGCACAAGCUCAGCAACGUCCCCUGGGGCGAGCAGCAUCAAUGGGCAGACUUGAUCCUAUCCCACCACCGGGCUUUACCUCGCCGGAGUUGUGGAGUUAUGGAGCAGGAUAUAAUGCUUACAACCCUGUACAUUCCAUGUCUCAGGACACGAUCCCGCCUGUUCCUGCGGUUCCAGGUCAGUUUCCUGCUGCGAACGUACCUGGUAUACCGCUUGCGGCUGCCUCUCAAGGGUAUAGAGCGGCUGCUAUGCCACGACCGGCGGCGCUGAGAUCUCAAGCUGCAAGGGGAGUUGCACCUGGGCCCUCGAUGGUGCAGCAAAUGUCGAGACCGAUGGAUAUGGGUGGGGGGAGAUCGGUGAGUGAUCCGGUUGUGUUGACGCCGUUUUUGGCGAGGGCGGUGGUUGCGGAUGUGUCUGGGGGGCCACCACCGGUUGCGGAUGGGAGAGGAGGUGGGAAUGCGAUGGGGACUAGUUGGAUGCGGGAUGAGGAGCGAGCUGGAGGUAGAGUGGAUGAUGAUGGGUUGGGGAGGUAUUAUUCAGCUAGUGGGGGUAGACAGUGAUAUGGUGUAUUGGUGCACCAUGGACCGGAUCCAGCUGAGGGAAACUAAUGCUUUUCCCCUUGCUGCAAAUCGAGGCUUUUCAUCAUCUUCUAAAUCUG